UUUGCGGGAGGGUGGGAAAGAGAGGCAAGGGGUGGGAAAGAGAGGCAGACGCUGCAGCUCUGCCCUUUCUCUGCAGCCAGGCGGCGGAAGCUUGCGGUUUGGCGUCCCUCUUCUCUUCCGGCGGCGAGCUUGGGAUGUGGUCAUGUCAGCUGGACUUCUCAGGGCCCUGACCGGGCCUCACCGUGUCUUAUCAAAAGCCCAUCGAUGCCAAAGACUCAUUCGUCGAACAGGAAAACUGCUUAAGGGAUUUGAGAGUGCAGCACGUGGCACCGUGACAAGAAGUCAAAACUUGGAUUUGUUCUUUCCUCAUACAGCAGCUGGUAGUCUGACCGAGUCCCAGAUUUUGGAAAUGAACCGGAACAUAUCGGACACAAACAUAUUCUGUGCAUUAAACACUGCAUGUUGCCGAGAUGAACGAGUGCACCUUCCACCCAGGGAGUCGGGUACUCCCUGGAAGGCGACUCACAAACCAAAUCUGUUUGGUCUUAAGUGGUUUAUAAAAAUACUAGCGAGGCAUUACUCAUCUGCAGCAACAGAAACACUGGUUUCUAAACGAGACUUUCCGCAAAUCAAGAGACCACUGAAAGCAUCGAGGACCAGGCAGCCCUCCAGGACCAACCUUCCAGUUCUGGCUGUGAACGAGGACCUGAUGCACUGCACAGCGUUUGCAACUGCGGACGAGUAUCACCUUGGCACUCUUUCUCAAGACCUGACCUCUCACGGAUAUGUUGAAGUGACAAGCUUGCCUAGAGAUGCAGCAAAUAUUUUAGUGAUGGGUGUGGAGAAGUCUGCAAAAGAAGGUGAUCCCGGAACAAUGUUCUUCUUCAGGGAAGGAGCUGCUGUGUUCUGGAAUGUAAAGGACAAAACUAUGAAGCAUGUGUUGCAAAUUCUUGAAAAACAUGAAAAGCAGCCCUAUGAAGUUGCACUGGUGCACUGGGAAAACGAGGAGCUUACCUACAUAAAAACAGAGGGGCAGUCUAAACUUCACCACGGGGAAAUCAGGUUAAAUUCAGAGCUAGAUUUAGACGACGCCAUUCUAGAGAAAUUUGCUUUCUCGAAUGCUCUUUGCCUUUCAGUGAAACUGGCCAUUUGGGAGGCAUCGCUGGACAAGUUCGUGGAGUCCAUUCAGUCAAUUCCAGAGGCUUUAAAAGCUGGGAGGAAAGUGAAACUAUCUCAUGAAGAAGUUAUGCAGAAAAUGGGUGAACUCUUUGCCCUAAGACACCGAAUCAACUUGAGUUCAGACUUCCUGAUCACGCCUGAUUUCUACUGGGACAGGGAAAACCUGGAACAGCUGUAUGAUAAGACCUGCCAGUUCCUAAGCAUCACUCGUAGAGUUAAGGUCAUGAAUGAAAAACUUCAGCACUGCAUGGAGCUAACAGAUCUAAUGCGGAACCAUCUGACUGAGAAGAGGACGCUCCGCCUGGAGUGGAUGAUCGUCAUCCUCAUCACCAUAGAGGUGAUGUUUGAACUGGGACGAGUAUGUUUCUAAUCAAGUGAUGACCAAAGGAAAAGUAUCAUUGCAAGACAUAUUCAAGCUCUACAAUCAAAGAUAAAUGUCCACUGUUGGGGAAAGUCUAUUUAAUAGGUAUUUAAUUUUUUAAAUCAAGAAGUCGCUCUUACAGUCUCUUUCAGCUCAGUGUACUGCUGCUUUAAUAAAAAUGAAGAAUCAGUGUUUGAGUCUGAAACACAGACAAUUUGAAAGGAAGAUGUUUUAUUUAAAGAACUUUGGAUAAACUUAGCAUCUAGGAACUCCAGAUAAAAUUGUUACAGCACAAGGCUGAGAUUUCAGACACUGCUCACCUCUACCCAGGGAAUCCUAAUCAUGGUCCCAGCCGAGGACCUCAGGAAUGUUAAAAUAAACAUAGAAUAAGACAGGCCCUUGUUGAUAAGAAUAUAAUUUCAUAAACCAAUUUCAGAUGGCAAAAUUUGAGGUGCAUGUUCCCUGGCACUUUUACUAAUUUAAUAAUUUCCAUCCCUUCUCUAUAAGAGAAGUUAGUCAAAAUAUUCUUCCCACAGCAGCAUAUAUUUUUUUUUCAGUUUCGCACAUACUUUAGGAAAUUUUAAAAAUACCAAGUACAAAGAAUUUAACAUUUAUAUGCUUACCAUCUUUCAUUUUUAAAAAAGCAGCCUUCAUCAUUUUUAUGCAUAACUGCCUCACUGCCUGUCCCACCAGUGAAUUUUAAGUUCUGUUUUUCUCAUAUUGAUGAAAAGGAUUCUUCCGUUCACAACUGGGACACUGUCAUUUUGCAACUCAUUUAGCUGCUAUGUAGAAUCCCACCAAGAAAAUACACCUUCAUCGCCCCCCCACCUCCCGAUGCCGUAAGUUGCCGUGGCAGUGCCCCAGUGACCGUCCGAUCUUUCACAGCACUCCACACUCUACAACAGUUCUUCCCACGGGGAGUCUUCCAUCUAAGGUACCCAUACCCCGGGAGCACCUAAGGCUUUCCAAGGAGCAUGUGGGCAUGGAUCUCAAGAACUGCUUUCUAGGUCACGUUCUGUAUGACAUCUCCAUGAAACUGCUGUGCUGCGCACACACUUGUGAUCAAUGUCAAACCUGUUCUCCUUUCCUAUCUCCCCUUCUCACAUUGUACAGAAGACGUCUCUUCCGCAGCUUGAAUCUGAGUGUGGCCCACUGUAUUUCAAAACCUUCAAGUACAUUUAACCUUUGGGAAGCCAACAGGAGGACAGUUUGAAAUACUGGUCAACAAAGCCUCCUUUAAUAAUGUUAUCCCCUAUCUAAUAAGAGGGGAAUUUAAAUAAAUAAAUAAAGUUUGACUCCAAGUA
Artibeus jamaicensis (Jamaican fruit-eating bat) is the source of this 2784-nucleotide messenger RNA. It is a transcript of the gene RMND1, whose product is annotated as required for meiotic nuclear division 1 homolog. The record is from RefSeq and is a predicted model, not a curated record. The transcript is spliced from 12 exons. Gene Ontology annotation, biological process: positive regulation of mitochondrial translation. Bases 143 to 1489 code for a protein of 448 amino acids. NCBI's taxonomy places the organism in Eukaryota, Metazoa, Chordata, Mammalia, Chiroptera, Phyllostomidae.